AGGUUCUGGAAGACAGCGUCGCUGCCGCCAUUUUGCGGGAAGAGGAGCAGCUGCGGCUGCAGCGGGGCUUUUACUGCCGAGACUAGAAAAGAACCGAGCUUCGCGCUCGUCAGCUCUCCCAAAGCAGCGAAGAGAACCCGGACCCAUCCUUCAGGGACCCGGAACUGAUCUGACACGAUGGCGUCUGAUGACUUUGAUAUAGUGAUUGAGGCCAUGCUGGAAGCGCCCUAUAAAAAAGAGGAGGAUGAGCAGCAAAGGAAAGAGGUUAAAAAGGACAGUCCUAGCAAUACCACCAUCAGCACCGGCACCAGUGGCAGUGGUACCAGUGGGAGCACCACCACUGGGGAGACGAGCAAAAGGAAGAGAAGUCGGAGCCGUAGCAGAAGCAGGGAUAGAAAGCGCAGUCGCAGCCGAGACCGGGACCGGCAUAGAAGGAGAAAUAGUCGGAGCCGAAGCCGAGAUCGCCAGCAUCGUCACCGUAGCCGUAGCAGGGACCGUCGGCACAGUAGUGAGUCACGAAGUCGCGACCGGCGUCGUGAGGAUCGUGUGCGCUAUAGGAGUUCUCCACUUGCUGCUGGGCCUAGAUAUGGACAGAAUAAGAGUCCUCAUGUCAGAGAGAAGAGCCCGGUCAGGCAGCCAGUGGAUAACCUGAGCCCUGAGGAGCGUGAUGCCCGUACAGUUCUCUGCAUGCAGCUGGCUGCCCGCAUUCGGCCUCGAGACCUGGAGGAGUUUUUCUCUGCCGUUGGCAAGGUUCGUGACGUGCGGAUCAUCUCAGAUCGGAACUCACGUCGUUCAAAGGGCAUUGCCUACGUGGAAUUCUGUGACAUCCAGGCUGUGCCACUGGCCAUUGGACUAACUGGGCAACGGCUCCUGGGAGUUCCUAUUGUGGUCCAGGCCUCACAGGCUGAGAAAAAUCGACUGGCAGCUGCAGCCAACAGCCUGCAGAAGGGUGGUGGUGGACCAAUACGCCUCUAUGUGGGCUCCCUGCACUGCAAUAUCACUGAGGACAUGCUCCGAGGCAUCUUUGAGCCCUUUGGCAAAAUCGAUAAUAUUGUUCUGAUGAAGGAGUCAGAUACAGGCCGAUCUAAAGGUUAUGGUUUCAUUACAUUCUCAGAUUCCGAAUGUGGCCGACGGGCCCUGGAACAGUUGAAUGGCUUUGAGCUUGCUGGUCGACCUAUGAGGGUUGGCCAUGUGACAGAGCGACCAGAUGGCACCACAGAUAUCACUUUUCCUGAUGGAGACCAGGAACUGGAUCUGGGUUCAUCAGGUGGACGUUUGCAGCUCAUGGCCAAACUAGCAGAAGGUGCUGGACUCCAACUGCCAACCCCAGCGGCUGCUGCUGCUGCCGCCCAAGCUGCUGCCUUGCAGCUGAAUGGAGCAGUCCCCCUGGGAACCCUGAACCCGGCGGCUCUGACUGCUUUGAGUCCAGCUCUGAACCUUGCUUCCCAGGCCAUCGCCUCCCAGUGCUUACAGCUCUCAAGCCUCUUCACCCCACAGACCAUGUAAAUCUGGCGCAGUAAACUGCCUGCCUGUGUCUGGAUCCUGCCGGUCUCUUCUCCUCGUCUGGUUUUCCACUGCCCCAUCUCUGUUUUGUGGACCAUGCCAUCCCAAAGAUCUGGAUGUCGACUCUGGAAAAGUCGGGACCACCCUUUGACAUCAAGAAGAGCUCUUGCCCGUGGCCCCACUGGGAGUGGACUCUUCUGAGCGAAGCCCCCAGUUAAAGAGAACAGAAUCUGCCCCUGCUUUGAAGCCCUGUUCCUCCAUGGAUAUCCUCUCCCGAGAUGACCUUCCUGCCUCCCAACACCCUCUUAGUGAUUCCUUCAUUCCUCCUGCAUUGGGAAAGCCAUAGGGCAUUAAUUGAAGGGACUCAACUCCUUUUCUUCUGCUUUACCUUAUAACCUGUCAUGGAAAUCCCUUAGGAUCCUUUCAGUCAAGAGGAUUUGGGGUUUGGGGAGGGAACCUUGAAGAUGCUAAUUUUGUGCUACUAGGUCCCUGGAAGAUAGCCUGGACAUGCGCUUUGGAAAGCCUGCCUUAAACCUCAGCUUGCUGCAGCUGGAGGCCAGAGCCCAUCCAGGCUCAGCUGAGAGGCAUGGAAGAGGUCAGUCCUGGCAGGCAGUUAACAUGCCUUAAGGGUUCCCUCUCGCUUCAGUAAAAGGUGGGCUACCUUUCCAGUCAUUCUGUCUUCCUGUGUGUACUUGGCCUCCUUCCCAGGCCCUCCCUUUGGCCUAGGGUGGGACAGUGGAGGAGAGGCUGCUCUCUACUGCUGUUGUGUGACUCUACUGUGGCCUCAGCCCUGGUGGUUAGAGCUGCUCUGUCCCUUAAUCAGACACAUUUGAGCCCUUCUCACUGGAUUUUAUAGCCCGUGUCUGUGUACAGAAGUAUAUAUACAUACACGUAUAUAAACUUGGUACAAGAGGCAAGCCCUCUUGUGACUGCUGCCCAUGUGUGGUCUCUAAAGUCACUCGGUGUCUCAUGUUACUCCUAGGCAUAUAAAACAUUUGUGAUGUGA
Ochotona curzoniae (black-lipped pika) is the source of this 2509-nucleotide messenger RNA. It is a transcript of the gene RBM23, whose product is annotated as RNA binding motif protein 23. Gene Ontology annotation, cellular component: nucleus. The transcript has 14 exons. Bases 178 to 1506 code for a protein of 442 amino acids. The record is from RefSeq and is a predicted model, not a curated record. Gene Ontology annotation, molecular function: RNA binding. Gene Ontology annotation, biological process: mRNA processing. NCBI's taxonomy places the organism in Eukaryota, Metazoa, Chordata, Mammalia, Lagomorpha, Ochotonidae.